Penicillium subrubescens is the source of this 339-nucleotide messenger RNA. RefSeq lists its product as uncharacterized. The record is from RefSeq and is a predicted model, not a curated record. The transcript has 2 exons. NCBI's taxonomy places the organism in Eukaryota, Fungi, Ascomycota, Eurotiomycetes, Eurotiales, Aspergillaceae. The coding region runs from base 1 to 339 and encodes 112 amino acids.
AUGAAUCUGCUUUACAACCUCGCAAAUCUAUACCGUUUCAACCUGCCAUGUCAAAAAGGCUCAUCGGUCUUGACUGCCGGUGGCCGAGGUCGGGGUCACAGCGGGGAUGCUCCCCCAAUUUUGUGGGCACGACAUUUGUUUGAUGCCCGUUCCCUGAAUAUGCCAGUCCAGAAGCCCACAUUCCAGCCCCUGCCUCUGCGCCCAGAUGUCCCACGCGGUAAUGCAUGGGGACUCUUUGGCGAGCACGACGAGAUGGGCAUGCUCAACCUGCUCACCCCCGAAAACACCGCCGGCGCCGCGAGGGAGAUUGUCGAGGGGGUGCGCGUGUCAACCGACUAG